Molecule: messenger RNA, 2409 nt
Organism: Caenorhabditis sp. 36 PRJEB53466
Lineage: Eukaryota; Metazoa; Nematoda; Chromadorea; Rhabditida; Rhabditidae
Source: the annotation of a GenBank genome assembly
AUGGACGGAUUUGAUGCUCAGGUAUAGAUUUUCAUCCUUCUUCACUCGAAUUGGCCUAAAAUUUCCCGUUUUGUCAAUGCAUUGAGUACGUUCUCUUGCCGCUUUUUCGAUUUCUCCGUCGAUUUCAUAAAAUAUAAUUGCAAUUUGAUUUUAUAUGAUCGUUGCUUCUUUCAUUUAUUUUGAAUUGAACUUGAUGAUGAUAUAAUGAUGAUAAUUCCGUACAUUCACAACUUUUGUGCAAUUCUCGUAAUUGGUCGACUUUAUUCAAUUUUCGAAAAUAAUUACGAUUGACAUUAAUGAGAAAUCGAUAUCUAAAUAAAUGAAAAAUACGAUUUGCCAUUUUCUAAUUUUGUUCAGCAAGCUACCCAAACGUCUUCACUCAAGAGGGAUCGCACCGAGGAUCUCGACUGUCAGUAUUCUUUAAUUGAUGUCAUAACAGAGUUUUUUCGUCGUUUGUUUGCCACGUUUUUUCUUCACCUACCUAAUUCCUCGCAUUAUAUUUUCGGUUCAUAAUUUUCUAUUAUCGAUUCAUUCAAUUAGCUGAUCAAUAUUUCAGAGACACGCUAUUCUUAUAGUUUCGUUUUGCAGACGGACUCCCUGCGAAACGGACCGCCGACGACUCCGACGUGACUCUCGGUAAUCCUUACAUGGACGACAAUGAGACGGUUUCCGAGAAAUAUCCCAUCCCGGAAUCAGCCGUGGGAAUUGUCAUUGGACGUGGAGGCUCGGAGAUUCAAGGAAUCCAGGCGAAGUCUGGCUGCCGCGUCCAGAUGUCGCAGGAGCCGGACGAGACGGGUGUGCGUCAAGUGAGUCUGGAAGGUGCUCGAUCCAAUGUGGAGGCCGCCAAGGUUCUCAUCAGCGAGGUCGUGGCGCGCUCCCAGAACCCUCGCCCUCAGCACGGAUUUCCUCGCAGCCAGAUGACCGUCGACAUUCCGAUUCCGCCGAAUCGCUGCGGUCUGAUUAUCGGAAAACAAGGAGAAACCAUCCGACAGCUGCAGGUUAGCUGAAACGUAGCUUUUGCUUAAUUCAAUAUAUAUUACUCAGGAGAAAAGCGGUUGCAAAAUGGUGCUUGUACAAGACAGCCAAGCGGUGGGUGACAUUUCUAAGCCGCUCAGAAUCACCGGCGACGCGCACAAAAUCGAGAUGGCUAAGCAACUGGUCGCCGAAGUUUUGAGCAGCGGUGGAGACGGCUCCGGUGGAGUUCACCCAGUUCAUCACGGUGGUGGCGGAGGAGCGACUGCUCGUGGAGAAGUUGUUGUUCCAAGAAGCUCAGUGGGCAUCAUCAUCGGAAAGCAAGGAGACACUAUCAAGCGCCUCGCGAUGGAAACCGGCACGAAAAUUCAAUUCAAGCCAGAUGAUGACCCGAGCACUCCGGAGAGAUGUGCUGUUAUCAUGGGCACACGUGACCAGAUCUAUCUGGCCACCGAACGGAUCACCGAGCUCGUCAGAAAGAGCGCUCAGCAGCAAGGAGGCGGUGGCGGCGGAGGCAUGUCUGCCAAUGAGGUAUUUCAUCAAACUUUACAGACAUAAUCGAAUUGAACGUUUUCAGAGCUUCUACAUGUCUGUUCCGGCUGCAAAGUGUGGUCUCGUCAUCGGAAAGGGCGGUGAAACCAUCAAGCAAAUCAAUUCGGAGAGCGGUGCUCACUGCGAGCUCUCUCGCGAUGCCAGCACCAGUAGCGAUGAAAAGGUGUUCAUCAUCAAGGGUGGAAAGCGAGAGAUUGAGCACGCAAAGCAUCUGAUCCGUAUCAAAGUCGGAGACAUUGCUCCGAACACUCCAUUCCGUGACGAUUCUCUGCUCAGCAUGCAGUCGCAGUUUACGGUUCAAGCUCAAGGUGGUUACGGAGGUCAACAGCAAUGGAAUGGAGCUGCUGGAGUGGCGGCGGCUGCUCAGAAUCCAUAUCAAGUUAGUGGUUGGCAGCAGAACAACGUCUACGCUCAGCAGCAGCAACAGCCAGCGGCCGUUGCGUCGUACGUUCCCGGAAUGGCCCAAUCUCAACCCCAACUCGCUUACCAACAAGCCCAAGUUCAACAAGCGCAGGCUGUUCCGGCAGCUUCUGCAGGCGGUGGAGCCACUGUUGAUCCACUUACUGGAGAGCAAGACUUCUCUGCUCAAUGGAUGGAGUACUACAAGUAAGAAAAUAUUUGAAAAAUAAUGUCCUUAAAUGCUUUUUCAGGUCUAUCGGAGCUCACGACAAGGCUGAAGCCGUCGAAGCUCAAAUGAAGAAGAAGAAGGCGGAAGCGGCUGCUCGAGCCGCUGGAUCCGUCGUCGGCGCUGGUCUCCUGCAGCAGGUGCCGAUAGGAAUCCAGCAAUUGGGAGGCCAAGCGGCGAUCUCUUCGCAGUCAUACACGAGCUACUCAACUGGCGGUGCCGUCGCCUACCAACCACAACAAUACGGACAAUACCAGUAA